AUGCGCGCUAUGCCCAUCAUCCGCAGUAGGACUGGCUGCUUCACAUGCCGCCGCCGCAAGAAGAAGUGCAACGAGGAGAAGCCUCUGUGCAGCGGCUGUCGACGCAACCACCUCGAGUGUACCUGGCCGACCGAGAACAACACCACCCUGCAGACGCGCGGCAAGAAUGCUUCCUCGACGGCUGUCUCGAAACCGCCGGCAAAUAAACAACGAGCCGGCUCUCUCACGGACAAGGCUGUCGAUACCACCGUCGCCCACGAUUCGACAUUUAGGGACCGCGCGCAUUCGCACUCCUCCUCUGGAAGCAGUCAUGACAUCCCCGACAUUGACAUGACCGCUUCCGACACGGGCGACGCCGAGCUUGCUCGCGACACUUCGCCCAUCAUGCCCGUGUCGCCCGUCGCCUCCCACGCCGACAUCUUUCCGGACUCGCAGGCUCUCACCAUCUCCUCUAUGACCCUCGACGCCGACCCCUCGUUACUCGCCCUCUCUCCGCUCUCCUUGCUCCCUAAUCACGGCCGCGAAUCAUCCGACCUGCUCAGCUACUAUCUCACCCGCACCGCCAACAGCAUGGGCAACGGCUCCACCGACGUCAAUCCCUUCAUCGCCAAGCUCGUCCCGCUAGCCUUUGCCAACCCGCUUGUCCUACAGCUGCUCCUCGCCCAGAGCGCGUCCCAUCGCCAAUCUGCCGAGGCCGGCGCCCUCGGCACCGAGGUGGCGCAUCACUACUACACUGACUCGCUGCGCAUGUUCCGCAACGUCGUCGGCGAGUACGUCGCGGGAAAAGAGGAGAACACGCUGGCGUUGACGGUGGGCAGCUUGAUUCUCUCCCUGACGGAGGUGGCAAGGGGCGAUGUUCAUGGCACCAUCUUUGACCACCUGCGCGCAUCCGAGUCCAUGCUCAACCUGCUGCUCUCGCGGCCUCAGUCGGAGAUUCCCGACGACCUGCCCGAUUUUCUCGUCGAGUUUGCCAUUCACAUGACCGUCACCAGCAUCAUGUCCACCGACCCCAAGCGCGCACCUCCAGAGCUGAGUCCUACGAUCGAAGGUCUUGCCCGCGGCUUGAUCUCCAAGGGCUACGUCGGCCAGCUGUCUGGCUGCUGGCUUGAGCUGCUGUUGCUCAUUCCCCAGGUCUAUCAUCUCGGCCACCGCAUCAUUGCCAGCCGCGCCGACGGCAAGUUGUCGCCACAGCCUGAUGACAUCAUCACAUUUGGCAUGCUGCAGUCGCAGAUCAUGGCAUUCUUCCCUGACUUGGCGGUCAACCCAUAUUCGCGAUUAGCCGGUCUCGUCUUCAAGCAAGGUGUGCUUCUCUACCUGUGGAGUAUUCUCGGCACACCGCAUCAAGGGCACGGCAACACAGCUCACGUGAACCUCAUGGCCGGCGCCGUUGCUGAGUCCCUGUCUCUACUGGGCCAGUUCCCAGCCACACUGCGCAUCAACACCAGUCUGUGCUGGCCGCUGAUUGUCAUUGGCUGUUGCACGACCGAUGUCGAUGUGCAGCAGAUCCUGCGAGAGCGACUACAAGCCAUGCACGGUACUAUAGGUCUAGGGAACAUGAAGGAGACUCUGAUCCUGCUGGAGCACAUCUGGACGAAGCCUGCGGAUGAUGUGAGUCCGUGGAAGCUGUCUGAGGUGAUGCAAGAACGCCAAGUGUGGAUAUCGUUUGCGUGA
Akanthomyces muscarius is the source of this 1671-nucleotide messenger RNA. RefSeq lists its product as uncharacterized. Gene Ontology annotation, molecular function: DNA-binding transcription factor activity, RNA polymerase II-specific; zinc ion binding; transcription cis-regulatory region binding. The record is from RefSeq and is a predicted model, not a curated record. The coding region runs from base 1 to 1671 and encodes 556 amino acids. The transcript has a single exon. Gene Ontology annotation, cellular component: nucleus. NCBI's taxonomy places the organism in Eukaryota, Fungi, Ascomycota, Sordariomycetes, Hypocreales, Cordycipitaceae. Gene Ontology annotation, biological process: positive regulation of transcription by RNA polymerase II.